Anopheles nili is the source of this 1545-nucleotide messenger RNA. RefSeq lists its product as uncharacterized. The transcript has 3 exons. Lineage: Eukaryota; Metazoa; Arthropoda; Insecta; Diptera; Culicidae. The record is from RefSeq and is a predicted model, not a curated record. The coding region runs from base 1 to 1545 and encodes 514 amino acids.
AUGGGAAAGUGGACCGCUGCCGUCGUUCUCCUAAUACCGCUGCUGUUUAGUCUGGGCUACGCCUCUCCCGAUCUUGGACUGGACAUCGCGAUCGACUACGUCACCCAGAAUGACCCGAACGUGUUGAACGCGGCCAACAUGGUGGGAUCGGUUUCAUCGGAUCUGCAAGGCGCCAUCGGAGGCUACCAGGUGGCGAAGUUGAACGGCUCGACCAGCUUGAUCGUGUCGGGUGAAGCCCUGAUCGGUCUGGUGGGCAACAUCACCGUCACCGUGAACAAUGUCCUGCGCAACAUCUCGGUGGUGGCCAGCCAGCGCCAGACCGCACCGUCCUGCAUGUUCUCGAACAUGAACGUCACCAUCGAUCGGGCAUUCGUGGCCAUCGAACUGGCCGUAGUGCUGGCAGGACGUAUCCAAACGUCAACCUCAGCGCAGCAAAGCGGUGCCCUGAUGUCCUGGAUUGGAAUGAUCCAGACGGCUCUGGUAGACAUUUCCACCUACCUGGACGCACUGUACAAGCAGGUGGUGGCCGUGAUGGCGACCGGAACCGUGUCCGCCAGCUCAGUGUCGGCCAACAUCAAGUCGGCGACGUUGUUCAAUCUGGCCGGUUCGAUCUCGGUGAUGACGACGGCGGAGAAAGGACUCUUAACGACCGUGCGCUCGAUCCGCUCGUCCUUCGAGCAAGCCGGUAACAUACUCAACAGCUACAGCAACGAUCUGGCCAAUGCCGUUGUGUCGGUCAACAACACCCAGCGUGACUACUACAACCAGGUGGUCAGCCGGGUCAGCUCGUACCAGAGCAAGGUUACGUCGGAAACCAGCUUCGGCAUUUCGGACAUCUCAAACACGCAAACGCGCCUAAACCAGUUCAUCCAGGAUACGGUCACUCGCUCCACGGCCCAGUCCCUGCAGACGUCGAUGUCCGUGACGACCACGGCGAUCCAGACGAAUGCGAACGUCUUCACCAGCAACAUCCAGUCGCAGAUGACGCAGAUCUACAUCGGCGCGGAAGCGAUCGUACAGGCCAACAUUCAGUCGCUGGUGGCGGUGUUCGAUGCGUCCAAUGCCGUACUGGCCGCGACAAUGUCGGUCGGUGGUACGUACGCCAGCAACUGCAACAGCAAGUACGGCGGUGCGGUCUCGAACCUCGAGAAUAACAUGCGCGAUGGGUUGCAGCGUUGCUUCAACGAUUACGCCAACACCGGCUACACGGACUCGUUCAUCAGCGAGUUCAAUCAGGUGAUCCGCGAGCAGACGCGCUCGAUUGCGAACCGGAUCAACUUCUGCCUGAAUUUGGGCUCCACCACCUCGUCCUCGAUCAUUCGGGCCGGCAUUGCCAAGUGUUUCUCUGAGAUGGUUACCAUGAGCGAAGUCAUGAUGAAGGAUGUGGCCGUCCAGACGAAGGUGGUCGUCGCGUCGAUAAACAUGGAAAGUUUGGCUAUGGUGCAGCGGGUGGAAAACUGUGCCGCCAUUCUGAACUGCGGGCUUGUUGCCAAGGCUAAAUCGCUCGAUUCGCUGGUGACGGCCUGUCAGACCAGCAACAACUAG